UCACUCUUCAUGCCUCCGUUCCCUUCCCAGCUGUGGGUUGUCAACCCGUCCCGGAAAACUAGCCAGCCAUAAAUAGAAAAGGGUACCGGACAGAGGGGGACACUAGCAAGGGUUUCAAAGCUCGUCGGAGCCUUUUCUUUGCUCGUCUUGGCCCCGUGUCUUCGUCACGAGCAGAGCAAGUAACGCUAUCCAAAUCGGGUUGGUAUCCGCUACAACCCAAUCCGAAAGCACGUCCUAGCUUCCUUCCAAGCUGUGUGAUCGCCGUCAAUGGACGCCCUCCUCGUCUGCUGACCCGCGAAGAUCUUUCUUCGUCUUUCCCCUGGCUCCUCUGUCUGCACGGCAGCCGCUGCUCGCAGAGGAUGGUGGGAGCCAUGGUAAAAGAAGCAGCGGGCCGAAUCGUUCCUCUAAUAUUUCUCCUAUUGGCUCUCCGUUUGGCAGCCUCCUCUCCUGCGGACCUCGUGAUCCUCAAGGCAGAGCGACGAAUUGACUUGACUUCUCCAAUUGUGAGGGCGUCUGUUUCUCUAAAGGUUCAAAAUUCUGGUGCAUUACCUUCUUCUGACGUCCUUAUUGCCUUCCCUUCAACACAAAUUAAGCGUUUAUCUCUGUUGAAUGUGGUUGCAGUUGAGGGGAAAAGGAAGAAAAAAAGUUUCAAACCCCUUACUGUGAACCCCACAAAACUAUCUGAUAUACCAGAGGAUGUUCAUUUGUUCUCUAUUUCCCUUCCCAACUCGCUAAACUCUGGCGAAACCAUAUCAUUGGAACUACUUUUUAUAUUGACACAUUCCUUAGAGCCUUUCCCCGUGGAGAUAUCCCAGUCAGAGUCUCAGUUUGUCCAUUAUGAUGACAGUGCUGUGUUGCUGUCACCUUAUCUGGUGAAGGAACAAGUUACUCACAUUAAAACACCAAACAACAAAAUUGAAUCAUACACAAGGAUUAAUCCUGUGAAUGUUGUGGGUUCAGAAUUAAAAUAUGGAACCUACAGUGACCGCUUACCUUUCUCGUCUGAUCUCAUAAGAGUGCAUUUCGAAAACAACCACCCAUUUGCAGUUGUUGAGGAGUUCACACGUGAAGUGGAAAUAUCACACUGGGGAAGUAUUCAGGUGACUGAACACUACAGUCUUGCUCAUGCAGGUGCUCGACACAUGGGUGUUUUUUCAAGGCUUGACUACCAAUCAAAACCAUCAUUUAAUGGCAUAUCAUCAUUCAGACAUUUGCUUGCUAGAUUGCCACCUCGUGUACACUCUGUUUAUUAUAGAGAUGAGAUUGGAAAUAUUUCCUCGUCACACUUACGUGGUGACCGUCUGAAGUCAGAACUUGAGAUCGAACCAAGGUAUCCCUUAUUUGGAGGAUGGAAAGCCACUUUUAUUAUUGGUUAUGGGCUACCAUUGCAAGACUUUUUGUUUGAAUCCACUGAUGGGAAGCGCUACCUCAACUUCAGUCUUGGUUGUCCCCUAGUUGAGACAACGGUAGACAAGUUAACAGUUAAAGUAGUUCUUCCAGAAGGAUCUACAGACCCUUAUGCAGUAACCCCUUUUGCAGUUGCGCAGCGUCAAGAGAAAAGCUAUUCUUACCUUGAUGUGGUUGGGAGGACAGUCAUUGUGUUGGAAAAGCAUAAUGUAGUCCCAGAGCAUAAUGUUCCUUUCCAGGUCUACUACAAAUUCAACUCUGUUUUCAUGCUUGCUGAGCCAUUCAUGCUGGCAGUUGCUUUUUUCUUGUUUUUUGUUGCCUGCAUUGCUUACCAGCACAUUGAUCUUUCCAUUUCCAAGUCAUGAUGAUCCUCCAAAGCAGACAGGAGGAGUUCGGAAGAGUGGUUGGUCGUAAAGAUAAUAACCUUACUUUCAAUGAAUGAGAAGAGAUAGCCUAGGAUUUGUAAAGAGCCAUCAAUCUACCUGCUGGCUUGAAUAUAUCCUGAUACGUUGCAAUAUUUAAGUAGAAGUAGUUCUUUCUUUCCCCAAUCCUGAGAAUGUGCUUUAAGUGACGCGUUGUUUUUUACCUUAGUUGAUCCGUUAAGCUGCCCCGAGGUGGUGCUUUUCAAAAUGUAUUGGUAAGCUACUUAUGUGCUGCGACUCAUGUAGUUAAAAGUCCUUCUUUAGGACCAUAAUUUGUUUUCCAGCAGUGACAAUUUUUUAUA
Molecule: messenger RNA, 2131 nt
Organism: Nymphaea colorata (pocket water lily)
Lineage: Eukaryota; Viridiplantae; Streptophyta; Magnoliopsida; Nymphaeales; Nymphaeaceae
Product: dolichyl-diphosphooligosaccharide--protein glycosyltransferase subunit 1B
Exons: 9
Coding region: 360-1772 (470 amino acids)
Cellular component (GO): oligosaccharyltransferase complex; membrane
Source: RefSeq, a predicted model, not a curated record